Molecule: messenger RNA, 1176 nt
Organism: Helobdella robusta
Lineage: Eukaryota; Metazoa; Annelida; Clitellata; Rhynchobdellida; Glossiphoniidae
Exons: 6
Biological process (GO): cilium assembly; cilium movement involved in cell motility
Cellular component (GO): nucleus; microtubule cytoskeleton
Source: RefSeq, a predicted model, not a curated record
UACUCGAUGGAAGAUUGGAAAGUCAGUAAUGGAAGUUUGUUGAAUGCUUCCGACAGAAUAAAAGCAGGAUCUGAACUUAUGAGAGCUGAAGCGUUGAGGGUGUGCGAAGAUGCUUGUGAGAAAACCAGAAAAGGUAGCAGAGAUGUGACGAAGAGAUUGGACGAUCGAGCGAAAGAUAUCGAUCACUGGAAGAAAGAACUGGAAAAAGAACUUAACGAUUUGGUCAACGAAACUAAAAAUUUAGAAAAAAUUGAAAAUUGCGUUUCAAAUGCCCUGGCUUACACAGAUAUGCCACUGGAAAUGAUUUUGAAAUGCAUCGAAGAGAGGAAGAACCGAAAGGAGAUUGAAAUGGUCGAUGAUGACGUAGACGAAGAACUGAGAAAGGAAUUGGAGAAUAUUCAAAGUGUCCGAUCUGCCUUGGGGAAUCAUUUGUUUGAUGUACAGGGACAAUUGCAGCGUAACAAGCACAUUCAGAACCUUCUGAGCGACAACAUAAUGGACAAACACAGAGCUAAUGUUAUCGACAAAAAGUGCAGAGACAUGAAGAACACUUCAGCCAAUCUGAAAUUUCCUCCUGGCAUUGAGAGUGCUAAUACGACUAUCAGUGAUCCACAAGCUUGGGUUGAACAAGCAGUCAAUUUGAUUCAAGCGAGCCAAGCUGAAAGAACAAAAAGUCGAUCCCUCGACCAAGAUAUCAACCGUCUGGUCGGUCAGUUAUCGGGAUCGCUGGUUAAACAUUGGAUUUCGACGAAUGAAGUGCUAUCUUUUAGAAUUGAGGACCACCUUCGAGCAAAACACAAACUUGAAACUCACUUACGAGAGCUAUCAAACGAACUGAUAGAUGCCCAAAAAACGACAGAAUAUUUGAAGAAAAACAUUAGAGACAAAAACGCACCAAUUCAACUGGCACAAACUCGUCUGCAUGUCAGAGCGAACAGACUAAAUAUGGAGGCCUGCCUAGAUCCAGCCCAUGAAAAAUUAGUAAAAGAACUAACAGAUCUUGAUGAAAACGUGGAUGAACUGAUGAAAAAACUAAGAGAGGCAGAGUACGUUGAAGGACAUCUUGCCAGAAGUAUAAAAUCUCUGCAACACGAUUUGAACUUGAAGAACCACAGUUUGUUCAUUGACAGAGACAAGUGCUUGAGUCUUAGAAAAACGUUUAACAUGAACCCACGA